CUCUCUCCCUCGCUCCCUUUCCCUCUCUCUCCCUCCUCGCUUUGCCAGUACCAGAGCUCUCCGACUGGCAACCAACUAGAGCAUUGUGUCUUCUUGGCGAAGAAAGUGAGAGACAGAUAGGACAGUGACAAACAGAGAGAGCGGGGAAGAGUGAGAGAGGUGAGAAUGACACAGGGAAGGGGGCACGGUAGAGACCCUGACCAUCCAUCUCUUUGAGAGCGUCUUCGUUCAAAGGAGUAACUUCACAGCAGAAAACAAAUAUAUACGAUUGGACUGCCUUUUGGUCUCAUUCUGACUUGAAUAUUUGGGACUUUUUAAAUUUUUAUUUCUAAUUAUUUAUUAGUAGAUUAUUUUUUAAGGUAUCCACCUGAGGGUGAGGGUUUGACCUCAGCGACUGAGCGACAAUGACAGGCUGCCGUGGAAUGUGAGCGAACUGAAGGAGGAGGAGUUGGAGGAGGUUAAACACAGCGGAGAUGCAACAUGUGCGUUCACAGAUCACUUGAACUCUGACGGCUUUUGCAUAACUGACGCAUGAGCCACAUUGGACAUUAUUAUAAUAUAUCUAGUCUUUGAUAUCAAUCCAAUCUUCACCGGUCUGGAAAAGUUUGAAUGUUUAAAAGGAUUUUGACUCACAUCCUCAAAAUACACACAGACAGACAGACUCGUUUAGACCAGCCACUGGAGACUUUGUCAAAGCCUAGAAUCUGCUGCUCAGGAUGUACUGUGAGAAAAACAGUUAUCCAGUUCAAAUCAGACCGCAAAAACCACCUGGGCUCCACGCUGCAGCCACAGACGAUACCACAGACGCUGCCGUUCAUUCAUGACUGCAACACACAAAAAUGAACACAUUUGUUCCAUUUGCACCUUCUCUGAUGUGCUAGUGAGGGAAUAAAUAUAGACUCAGGUUUACUCACCCACACACACUCCAGAUACAGUUACAAUCAUAAAACCACCAGCAGAGAUAACACAAGCCUGGACUAGAGGGUAGCUGCAGCUUCAUCCAAGAAGCAUAUGAUCUGCACUGACAGAUACUAAACUCACAUCUAAUCCUGGCAUGAAUAAGAGCAACUGAUGGAUUUCAGGUUGGCCAGAGGGAAAUUUACAUUUUUAGUGACGUAAAGCAGUAAAAUAUUGCUAAAUCUGCAGGAAAGUGGAACAAAGGAAAAGGAAAUAAGGGUUAAAAGUCACCACUAUGGAACCGACACACACACAUGGUUAGAAGAGGCUCAGAGAGCUGUGUCGGUCAAUCUGAAGGUGGUCCACGUAACCAUGUUAGUUACUCUCAUACAAGUAUAAAAACACAGCAGAGACGAGACACACUUGCAGCGCACACACUGGACAGCUGAGAGGGAGAAGAGCUUUGGAUUCCCCCAGAGACUGAACCACCAUGAUGGAGAAGCUGAAAACCACCAGCCCACCUGCCUCACCCCCAGAGCUACCUCGCCCCUCUUCCACCUCCUUCUCUGCUGCCUCCCCAUCCUGUGCCUCAGUGGAGCAGCACAGUCCUCCCCAGAACCAGGCUUUAGCAUCCCCGGACGCCAUCAGCAGCCUACAUCCUACUAACAAGACAGGGCGCACGGGGCACACGGAUGUCCCCGCUCCAGGCUCGAUUCAGUCCCCCAUCACCACGACGAUGGUGUUAACCAAUCACCACACAGACACAGCGGCUGCACCUGAGUCCAUUGUCAUGGAGACCAAACAAGAGCAGGAGGAGAUGCAAGGAGGACCCACAACCACCGCCACAGGCCCUGUUGCUUCUGCCAGUGGGUCUCCAACACUUUCCUCUCCACCUCCACUCCUCCCAGCACCAGCGAAGACCUCCCCCUGCCCUUUGCCACCUCCAACCUCCACAUCAUCUUUCUCCUUAUCCUCUUCAUCUACUCCUCUUCCUCCCCACAUUCCAGUCAUCAGCCUCAGCCACAGCAAGCCCCCUCUCCCCCUCCCCAACACCCCUUUGACUGCCCUCCAUCCAAUUCCCAGUCUCUUACACCGGCCCCAUGGGGACCUUUGUCGCAGCCAGCUGACCUGUUUGCCCGUGGCCACCUCUGGAGGCCCUGGAGCUUCUGGAGGUUCUUCAGCUCCCUCCCCGGGACCCCUGUUGCCUCAGCAGUACCUGCCUGCGCACACCUUCUUCACUGGCUCUUUCCUGGCGUCCUCAGGAGGAAACUAUGGUGUCAUCAAUACCAGCCGGAUCAAGAGGAGGCCCUCAUCACACUUUGAGAUGGAGAUCAAUGACUGUCCUCCUCAGAAACUUGCUCGCCGUGUCUUCACCAACUCCCGUGAGCGCUGGCGACAGCAGAAUGUGAACGGGGCUUUCUCUGAGCUCAGAAAACUCAUUCCCACACACCCACCUGAUAAGAAGCUCAGCAAGAAUGAAAUCCUUCGUCUGGCUGUGAAGUACAUCAACUUCUUGGUCACUCUGCUCAAUGACCAGGCCCAAGACAAGAGCAGGGACUCAGCCGAGGAUGAUGCUGAAGAUAUGCUUACUGCAGCUGGACUGGACAGCAACAAAGUAAACCCUGUUUUUCAGUCCCAUACUGCCCUGCCAUCUUCAGUCCGUCCCGCCUUGGCAACAGCCCACAGAGACAGAGACUCAACUGACUCAGUCAUUGCCAUGGCUAAUUCCCCAGCAACGUCCAGUUGCUAUGGGGACACGGACAGUGAGGAAAGCUAUGGGGCUAAGAGCUCUCUAGUGACCCAUGGCAUUCUGGGAACAGUCAAGGGUCAGAUAAGGCUGGUGGCAACCUCAAAUGAUCAGCGGUGACAGCAAAAGAUGGCAAACAAAGAGGCGCUCAAAUGGUGAGAGUUUAAAUGCCACACUGAUGGACAGGGCAGGAUACACAGCCGUAACUAGACGCCAGAAGUGUUUGAGUACACAAAGAUCACCUCCCAAAUAAGUAAGAGUUGGUUUUCCAGUGAUAUUUUGCAGUUUGUCUUUUCCAGUGAUGUGCAAACACUGAGUGUGAAGCUUUGUGUUUGAGUAAGAUAAUGACUUGUGCUCUGGGGCGAGCUGAAUCAAACUGACUGCUUUAGAUUCUUUUCUUUUAUCCACAAAACAAGGCUAACUAUCAUUUUGACAUUUGUGAGUUGACAUUGCUGUUUCUGAUCUUUCUGCCAUUCUUGUUGUUGGCGAAGCAGGGCCAAUGGUCCCACCCUGACAUUGUGACACACUUGUACCAGACAGAAAUAAAGCGUGUUUUAGUUUGCUGUUCCUUAUUUGA
Messenger RNA from Monopterus albus (swamp eel), 3221 nucleotides. RefSeq names its product LYL1 basic helix-loop-helix family member (gene lyl1). The coding region runs from base 1388 to 2764 and encodes 458 amino acids. The transcript is spliced from 4 exons. The record is from RefSeq and is a predicted model, not a curated record. Gene Ontology annotation, biological process: regulation of transcription by RNA polymerase II. Lineage: Eukaryota; Metazoa; Chordata; Actinopteri; Synbranchiformes; Synbranchidae. Gene Ontology annotation, molecular function: DNA-binding transcription factor activity, RNA polymerase II-specific; protein dimerization activity; RNA polymerase II cis-regulatory region sequence-specific DNA binding.